Populus trichocarpa (black cottonwood) is the source of this 1308-nucleotide messenger RNA. RefSeq lists its product as uncharacterized. Gene Ontology annotation, molecular function: zinc ion binding; nucleic acid binding. The transcript is spliced from 4 exons. NCBI's taxonomy places the organism in Eukaryota, Viridiplantae, Streptophyta, Magnoliopsida, Malpighiales, Salicaceae. The record is from RefSeq and is a predicted model, not a curated record. The coding region runs from base 1 to 1308 and encodes 435 amino acids.
AUGGGGGAACAAGAUGCAGAGAUGGCCGGGAGAUGGAUUAGGAAGGUAGAAAAGACCAUGAUUCAAAUAAGCAUACCCAAGGGUUUGAGGGUAAAUUGUGCAACCCAAUUAUUGUCUGAUAGGGCCAUAACAUGGUGGGAAACAGUUCAGCUGAGGCAUGUAACCGAGACACUAACUUGGAGUGACUUCAAGACAGAUUUUGAGAAUCAGUUUUAUUCCAGGUACCAUCGCAAGGUGAAGGAACAAGAGUUCUUGGCAUUAAGACAUGGUGAUAUGUCAGUAUUAGAGUACGAAGGAGAUUUGAGACAAGGAUUGAUCGCCUUACGGUUUAAAUCCGUGAGGGAGUUGGUUAAGGCUGCACAAGCUCUAGAGGCAUGUAUUGGAGAAAGCCAACGGGGACAUCAAGGUAUAGGCAAAAAGAGAGAUAGGGACUAUUUUAGUGGCAGACUACCACUUCCGAAGAAAGGUAAAAGUGGAGUGUUUGAGCAGUACAGGAAAAGGGGGAGUUCAAUGGUAUCACCCCACCAACAGUCAGGGGAGAAGGUCAUAGGUAGAGGAACUGCCAAUAACUGGGGGCAAGGGUGUCAUUAUUGUGGUGGAAGAGGUCAUUAUAAAAAGGAUUGCCCCAACAAGAACACUGGACAGGAGGAGGUCAAGGUUGCAUUGAAUGUGGUGGCAGGUACGCCACUAAUGAAUAAUUUUAAUGUGCAUGUGUUGUUUGAUCCGGGUGCCACCCACUCAUUCAUUGCUUGGAGAAUUGUCACUACAUUGAGAAAGGGAGUAGAAGUAGUAGAGAAGGGGUUCGUGAUUGGAACUCCAAUGGGAAAUAUGGUUGAAACAAAUAUUGUGUAUGUGGAUGUGGGGGUUAUAUACUUGAUUCCCUUAGAGUUGCAUGAUUUUGACAUAAUCCUAGGCAUGAAUUGGUUGAGUAAAUACAAGGCUUUAAUAGAUUGUUAUGCUAAAACUAUUACAUUCCAAACACCUGAGGGCGAGAGGAUGAUUUUUGAGGGAGAGAGAAUUCUCAAACCGAUCGCCUUAAUAUUAGUUGUAAUAACCCAAAGACUUUUGAGAAAGGGAUGUAUGGGAUACCUCGCAUACAUCUUAAACUCCGAUGAUGAAGGUCCACAACUAAAGGAUAUUCCUAUGGUAAAGGAAUUCCUAGAUGUGUUUCCCGAAGAACUACCGGGAGUGCUCCCAGAGCGAGAGGUAGAGGUGUCUAUAGACACUUUACCUGGAGUCCCACCCAUAGCCCAACAACCGUAUUGGAUGGCUCUGGCAGAACUGAAUGAGUUAAAGACUCAACUAUAG